GAAGAACCUUCUGCUUGCACAGCACCAACUAACUUACUCUCGGCUCCUCUCUGCUGAUUGACGAUACUGAUAUUCUCCACCUCAGGCUUUUGUCUCUCCCUUCAAACUGGUCUAACACACAUUUUUGGAGGACUGGCUGUGGAUGUGAAGCUUUUUUGAUUUAAAAUAGACAGAGUUUGAAAUAGAGUUUUUGCCUGGCUGAAAGUAAAAUUUUUAAGUUACUUGGAAGAAUGGCAUCUAGAUCUUUUUCUGAGGAGGAUUUGUCUUGUCCAGUGUGCUUAGAUAUUUCUAGAAAUCCUGUCGUUCUGUCCUGUAGUCACAGUUUCUGUGAACAUUGUAUUCAGGAAUUUUGGAGAAAGAAUUCAUCUAAAACAUGUCCAGUUUGCCGAAGAGUAUCUUCACACAAACAUCCUCCAUUAAAUAUGGCUUUGAGGAACCUGAGCGAAACCUCCCAACAAGAGAGAAUACAGAAAUCUUCAUCUGGAGUCUGCAGCUUUCACAAUGAGAAGCUCAAACUCUUCUGUCUGGAUGAUCAACAGCUCGUGUGUUUGGUGUGUCGAGACUCCAGAAAACACUCCAACCACAGAUUCUGUCCUGUCAAUGAAGCUGCGAUGGACAAUAAGGAUAUACUCAAUACUUCACUGGAACAUUUACGGGAGGAACUGAGAAUAUCUGUGAAUCGUGGACAAAAUCUGUGUAAAACUGCUGAAGAUAUAAAGUUUCAAGCUCAACACACAGUGACGGUGAUUAAACAGGAGUUUGAGGAACUUCACCAGUUUCUACGCAGUGAAGAAGCAUCCAGAAUAACAGCACUGAGAGAGGAAGAAGAGCAGAGGAAUCAGAUGAUGGAGGAGAAGAUGGAGGAGACGACCAAACAGAUUUCAUCUCUCACAAGCAUAAUCGAAGACAUAGAGAAGCAGAUGAAGACUGAAGAUGUUUCAUUCCUGCAGAACUUUAAGGCCACAUUGCAAAGAGCCCAGUAUGUCCUUCCGGAUCUAGACCUCAGUCCAAGUGUGAUCACUUUCCCAAAUCACCUGACCAACCUGAAGCUCAAUGUCUUACAGAAGAUGCAGGACAAUUUUGGUAAAACUUCAGACUUCAACACCAGUCAUUCUCAUGUCCUAUUUGAUGAUUCAGUGAAAUAUAAUGAAAACAAGCACUUUCAGAGUAGCAGAGGGAACAGUCCACAUAUGUUGUCCAUAGAACCACUGCAAGUAAAAGAAAAUGAAAUGAGAACAGCAACUAAUUCCUGGAGGGCAAAAUCCGUAAAUGAUUCACAGCAAGUAAAAGAAAAAGAAACGAGAACAGCAAUGAAUUCCUGGAGGGCAAGAUCCGUAAGUGAUUCACAGCAAGUAAAAGAAAAUGAAUUGAGAACAGCAACUAAUUCCUGGAGGGCAAGAUCCGUAAAUGAUUCAAAGCAAGUAAAAGAAAAUGAAAUGAGAACAGUAACUAAUUCCUGGAGGGCAAGAUCCAUAAAUGAUUCACAGCAAGUAAAAGAAAAUGAUCCAAGAACAGCAAGUAAUUCCUGGAGGGCAAGAUCUGUAAAUGAUUCACAGCAAGUAAAAGAAAAUGAUCCAAGAACAGCAAGUAAUUCCUGGAGGGCAAGAUCUGAAAAUGAUUCACAGCAAGUAAAAGAAAAUGAACCAAGAACAGCAAGUAAUUCCUGGAGGGCAAGAUCCUUAAAUGAUUCACAGUAAGUAAAAGAAAAUGAAAUGAGAACAGGAACUCAUUUCUGGGGGGCAAGGCCCGUAAAUGCCCCCCUUGGUGCCAUCUCGCAAUGUGAAAAAUUAUUAGAUCCAGUUCCGAAUUGUCAGAAAAUAAAUG
This is a messenger RNA of Megalobrama amblycephala (Wuchang bream), 1824 nucleotides long. RefSeq names its product E3 ubiquitin-protein ligase TRIM35-like. Gene Ontology annotation, molecular function: zinc ion binding. The coding region runs from base 231 to 1697 and encodes 488 amino acids. The record is from RefSeq and is a predicted model, not a curated record. NCBI's taxonomy places the organism in Eukaryota, Metazoa, Chordata, Actinopteri, Cypriniformes, Xenocyprididae. The transcript is spliced from 6 exons.